UAUUACUAAAUCCAAAAAAGCAUACUGCACGAUCAAGUUGGCGGGUAAUUUUAUUGCAAUUAUUUUUUCUCUAUUUUUAGAGAGUAGACUACACUAGAGACAGAGAGAGAGAGUAGUCUGAUUAACUUUACUUGGAGCCUUCUUUACUUUUGGUUAUAAUUGCCGGUUCUUCUUUUUCUUGUGUUUUGGCCGAUCUCAAGUUUGAAGCUGUUUUUCUUUUUCAUUGUCAUAUCUUGUUAUUAUACUCGUUUGGAAUUUGGACGAUUUGCACUGUGUUUUGGGAAUCUCAAUGGAGAAUUCAAUAGUUGAAGUGGAGUCUGCCGAACAACCAAAGCUGGAUUUACCUGAUACACAGACAAGAAACUGGAGUGAAAGUGGGGAGACCUCCUCACUUCAACAUUCAAGACGCCCAAACCUCUCCUCAUUGCAAAUACCGACAAGGUCUCUGGAAGAUACAGUGCUUAGUUCUACCAGAAUGGAUAUUCCUUCAGUACCAAGCCCCAGUUCUAGAGCAGGCUUACCCCCAAGGCCAAGUUCAGCAAAGUUCAAACCAUCCAUGAGAAAUCUGCUUCCACAAUUGAGUUUCAGAACAAAGAAUUUGUCUCAGGAAGGUGAGAAGACAGUUCUCCUCAUUGCAGAUGUGACUCCAUCAGAAGUACCUCCAGAUAAACCUUCAACUUCAAGGUCUUUUUCUCUGACCAAAGUCUUUUCCUCUCCUUCGACAAAAAGAACACACUCUUUACCAGUUACACCAGUUGCACAUUCAGGUCCAGACACUGUAUGGGAAAAAAAUCUGGAUGUUCAAUAUGAAUUCUCUAAGUCAGAAGUUCAGCUGCAUAUAACACGCUCACUCUCAGUUCCAGUCAAUGUAAAAAGCAGAAGCUUAAGGCAAAUGGAUUCCAAAGGAGGUCUAAUCCGUGUAAUCUCAGCAACCUAUGGCUCUGCAGCUGUUGAUGGAGCCUCACCAAAUGGUGCCCCAGAAAAUACUGCAACUGAAGAUGCCAGUGAAGAUAUUCCUGAAGAAGAAGCAGUCUGCAGAAUUUGUAUGAUUGAGCUUGCGGAAGGAGGUGAGACACUUAAGAUGGAGUGUAGCUGCAGAGGAGAACUUGCACUUGCUCAUAAAGAGUGUGCAGUGAAAUGGUUUAGCAUUAAGGGAAACAAGACAUGUGAUGUCUGCAAGCAAGACGUUCGUAACCUACCAGUAACAUUACUGAAAAUACAGAAUACUCGGACUGUCAAUAGACAGUCACAAGUGGUAUCACAACCAAGAGAAGUUACUCGUUACAGGGUCUGGCAAGAUGUACCAGUACUUGUCAUGGUCAGCAUGCUUGCAUACUUCUGCUUCCUGGAGCAACUGCUGGUUUCUGAGCUAGGCCCUCGUGCUCUGGCCAUAUCUUUGCCUUUCUCUUGUGUUCUGGGUCUCCUCUCUGCCAUGAUAGCUUCCACAAUGGUAAGCAAGAGUUUCAUCUGGGCUUAUGCUUCCUUCCAGUUUGCAAUUGUGAUCCUGUUUGCCCAUAUCUUUUAUAAUAUACUCAAUGUUAAUGCAAUUCUAUCAGUCCUCCUUUCCUCUUUCACUGGGUUUGGGAUUGCAAUCAGCACAAAUUCUUUACUCGUGGAAUACCUGAGAUGGAAAGCAAGCCGGGAACUGCGAUCUGCACAUCAACAAAAUAAUAGAGGUGGAUGGCAGAGAUCACCAGCAAGGGAGCAUUCCAAUGUGGGGCCAACUGAUGGAACCAGGCAGCAAGAUUCCAGGACUGAGAACACAAAUCCUCCCCAAGGAUAAAGCAACUUUGAUUCACUUAUAUAGGUUCAGAGGAAAGAGCUUUGGUUAAAGAAUUGGACAAUGCUUCUUGCUAAUGUUAAUUAACUCUGCAAUCAUAGAUUCUGUUCGAACUCAAUACAGGUGUAGGAGUUGGAAUGGAGAAAGAGGUUGAUUGUAUUUUAGCAUUUUAUUUAUAAAGAAUUGAUUUAUAAAGGAAAAGUUUAUUGUAUACAAGUUAUUGUAAAGAGCACUUGUGCUCAGGCUCAGCAUACAAUCAUGAGAAAUACAUCCUCUAGGAAUGGACUCCUAGACCAAGUGUUGAAGUGUGAGAGAAAACGAUCUGAGCACCUGGAGGUAUGAUCAAGAAUAGCCCUGCAGUUGACCAGAAUCCUUCAAAUCUUCCAAGGACUACAAAUCUACUCCGACAGAGCUUGAAUGACAUUCAAAGCAACUCUUUCAAAAAUAACACAUUGUAACUGAAGCUCUUGAGCAAAGCUCCAGCUUUCCAUGCAACAAAGCCAAGUUUUCAGUUUCUAAAGCCGAACAACUAGGUGUGAACCUGAGUAAAUACUAGAUCACCAAUAUGAUUUCUAACACCACCCCAACUGCUUAUCACAUUUCAGAAGUAGCACCAUCAAAAUUGAUUUUUGUUGGGAAAUGGGGUUACAAAAUUUGGAGAAGCUCUAAGUUGUAUCUAAAGACAUUGCCAUUAGAACGUUCUUUGCCUCCAAUCAGUUAAUAAUAGGUUACAGGCAAAUUCAUUUCUAGGGUACAGCAAAGCCUUGGGUGAGAAAUUGCAAACAAUAAAGUUGAAGAUUCUCAAAUGAAACCUUUUGUGAGAUAAUAGCAGAUCAAUCGUAGAGAAUAAUAGUGAUUUCUGUGAGAAAAUUGAGUGAAAAUUGUGUUUUAUUCGGCUUGGUUCACAUCCUUUUAUAGAUUUUGGAGAGUCAUCUUUGAGAAAAAUUGUAUUGGUUUGAAGGGGCUCUUUGUGUAGUCACAAUUUUAAACUGUGAUUGUUCACAUAGUUAAUAGUUAGUGAUUGUUAACGUUUGAAUAAUGUCUUUUGGUC
Molecule: messenger RNA, 2831 nt
Organism: Nelumbo nucifera (sacred lotus)
Lineage: Eukaryota; Viridiplantae; Streptophyta; Magnoliopsida; Proteales; Nelumbonaceae
Molecular function (GO): zinc ion binding
Source: RefSeq, a predicted model, not a curated record